CUAAUAAUAAUCAUUUCAAUUCCAAUAUUAGUCAAAAACUUGGACUGCUUUAUCGUACGCCCUCGUCGCCGCUUAUCCUGCGCAUAUUUCGCCGGUUUCUAGGCUGAGAUCUUCAACUAUCUCCUCGCCGCUCUCACUCUCUUAGCUACACUAUUUCUAUUCGAUUCCAGACUGAUCCGUAACUGUGGGCUUCGAUGUCAGUUGCUGUUUUACUCUGAUUGACGGAAAACUCAUUUGUUCCGAUUUAUUUGCCAAUUGAAAGUUUGUGCGUGUGUGUGGCGGAAACACUGAUGCCGGUGUUGUAAAGUUUUCAUGCACAGAUUGUAUGGAUGGAAUGGAGGUUCAAUUACUGGUUCAAGAUAAAAACUAUGGUGAAUAAGUAAAAGUAAUCAAUCGGAAAGAAUCAUGAGUUGUUUCAGCUGUUGUGAAGAAGAUGACUUCCAGAAGACUGCUGAAAGCGGAGGACAACAUCUGAUCAAAAACACAACAGGAAGUGAUGGAAACGGUCGUGCCUCUGAAACUGCAAAGCAGGGUACUCAAACUGUUAAAAUUCAGCCCAUUGAAGUUCCUGAAUUAUCGGUGGAUGAACUCAAAGAAAUUACAGAUAGUUUUGGAGAAAGUUCUUUGAUUGGAGAGGGAUCCUAUGGAAGAGUAUAUUAUGGUGUUCUGAGGAGUGGGCAGGCUGCGGCAAUCAAGAAAUUAGAUGCCAGUAAACAGCCUGAUGAGGAAUUUUUGGCCCAGGUUUCAAUGGUUUCAAGGCUGAAGAAUGAAAAUUUUGUUCAAUUGCUUGGUUAUUGCAUUGAUGGAAACUCCCGUGUUCUUGCUUAUGAGUUUGCAUCCAAUGGGUCUCUUCAUGAUAUUUUACAUGGCAGAAAAGGCGUUAAAGGAGCACAGCCUGGUCCUGUUCUAACAUGGACACAAAGAGUUAAAAUUGCUGUAGGGGCUGCUAAAGGGCUUGAGUACUUGCAUGAGAAAGCUGAUCCCCACAUUAUCCACAGGGACAUCAAGUCAAGCAAUGUACUAAUCUUUGAUGAUGAUGUGGCUAAAAUCGCAGAUUUUGAUUUGUCAAAUCAGGCUCCUGACAUGGCGGCACGUCUCCAUUCCACCCGUGUCCUUGGAACCUUUGGUUAUCAUGCACCAGAGUAUGCAAUGACUGGUCAAUUGAAUGCUAAGAGUGAUGUAUACAGCUUUGGCGUUGUCCUUCUGGAACUUUUGACUGGAAGGAAGCCUGUAGAUCAUACACUACCACGUGGGCAGCAGAGCCUGGUUACUUGGGCUACACCAAGACUCAGUGAGGAUAAAGUCAGACAGUGUGUAGAUGGAAGACUCGGAGGAGAAUACCCGCCCAAAGCUGUUGCUAAGAUGGCCGCUGUUGCUGCUCUGUGCGUGCAAUAUGAAGCUGAUUUCAGACCUAACAUGAGCAUUGUAGUGAAAGCUCUUCAACCUUUGUUGAACGCAAGACAUGGACCUGCUGGUGAAACUUCAAACUAAUCUGUGUCUAUAUUUCUGUCUAUCUGUAUCAAUGAGUAUGUGCUCAAGUGUGCACGCGAGAUAUAAGAAAGUGACUGCUUCAGAUGGAAAUUUGCUUGAACAUGUUUAUAUAUCUCAUUGUUUACCCUGCAUU
This is a messenger RNA of Cajanus cajan (pigeon pea), 1624 nucleotides long. RefSeq names its product pto-interacting protein 1. The record is from RefSeq and is a predicted model, not a curated record. Gene Ontology annotation, molecular function: protein kinase activity; ATP binding. NCBI's taxonomy places the organism in Eukaryota, Viridiplantae, Streptophyta, Magnoliopsida, Fabales, Fabaceae. Gene Ontology annotation, biological process: protein phosphorylation.